CGGGGCUUCCCAAUGAGCUGCUGUCAUUUUGUAAGGUUGGCUUUUGGACAGAAGCGGCUGUGCAGCCUGGGAGAAGCGAGAUGGGGGUGAAGUUGGAGGUGUUUCGGAUGACUCUCUACCUCACCUUCCCUGUGGCUAUGUUCUGGAUUGCUAAUCAGGCUGAGUGGUUUGAGGACGCCGUCAUACAGCGAAAGAGGGAGCUGUGGCCACCUGAGGGGGACCAGCGCCAACAGCUAGAGGAGUUCAAAGAGAGGCUACGGAAGCAGCGGGAGGAGAAGCUGCUUCGAGCCGCUCAGGAGAGCUCGAAACCCUCGAGUUCCUGAGUGCCACCCGUGAAACAACAUACACUCAGUUCUUUGUUCCCCA
Artibeus jamaicensis (Jamaican fruit-eating bat) is the source of this 366-nucleotide messenger RNA. Its product is annotated as protein PET100 homolog, mitochondrial. The record is from RefSeq and is a predicted model, not a curated record. Gene Ontology annotation, cellular component: mitochondrial inner membrane; mitochondrion. Gene Ontology annotation, biological process: mitochondrial respiratory chain complex IV assembly. The coding region runs from base 81 to 323 and encodes 80 amino acids. The transcript is spliced from 4 exons. NCBI's taxonomy places the organism in Eukaryota, Metazoa, Chordata, Mammalia, Chiroptera, Phyllostomidae.